AUGGCUGCCCUCUUAGUUGACGGCCGUCCCGCCGUCCGCAAUGCGCCGAUCCCGUUCCUUCUCAACAGCGUGAAGAAGCCCAGGCCUCAGCCUCUCGACCUGUCGUCCCUCGCCCUCGCGACCGAUACCAGGACGAGACCGCUCUCCGCAAGGGACGCCAAUGCGCGGUCACCCCAUCCCUUUGCCACGGCACAGUCAACCAGCUCCAACCACCAGGGCAGCUGGCCUGCUCCCGCCGCCGCCGUCACGGUCGAAUUGGACAUCUGGAGUCCUAUCGUCGGUUCUGCGCGAAGCCCUGCGACUCUUGGAUUCCCUCGCCAGGCCGACGGCACCAGCAUGCAGCUUGACACCCCAAAGACACCCAAUGCGCCCGUGACGUUCCUCAGCAGAUUCAAAUCACAGUAUGCUAACUCGUGCUCCGUCUUCCAAGACAAUUGCAGGUUCGAGCACCCCAGCGCAAAUGGCUCUGCCAGCGCGAACCCCUUCAGCGUGCUCUCGGGCAAUUCAAACAACAACAACAACAACAACAACAACAACAACAACAACAACAACAACAACAACAACAACAACAACAACAACAAUCGCGGUGGAUUUGGGAGACAGCCGGCAGCCCAGCCCAAUCAGUUCUCGCUGAGCAAAGAUACAAUACAGAAAGAUCUCGCAGAGGAGAGGCCAUCAUGGAUCCUGUCAGCCUACGGCCCUGGCCGCGAUGCGCCCGAGCAGCUCUGGGGCGGUUACCCAAUAGAGCAAAGUUUCGAGGAGAUCAGACUGCACUACAUGAUGGGAGAGGCCUCUGGCAAUGCGCAGGGCGCGCUGAACGAGAUUCAAGGCCUCUGGGGCCAAGCGCAAAGCAAGAUCCAAAGCGCACUUGGUAACCUUGAUGGAGCUAUCGACUUCGUCCUACAGUCGCAGAACAGCCAUCCGAACCGCCACGAUGUCUGCCAGGCACACUCGUCGCCCAGCACUGGCGAAUUUGCUGUCGGCAAUCGCCCCGUCGGCCUCCAGCCAAGUCGGCCUACCAAUGCCUUCUCCGCCCCGGCAACAGGCGGCGCCUUUGGUCAGCCAUCCGCACUUGGACAGAACCCAAACCCUUUCAGCACCGCCGCCGGUGGCGCCAGCGGUAGCUCGCCAUUUGCACAACCCACUGCGCCAGCCCAAUCUUCAGGUUUUGGCCAGCCGUCAGCUUUGGGCGGUGGGAGGAGUGCAUUCGGCCAACCGUCAGCGCUCGGCGGAGGAAGUGCUUUUGGCCAGCCUUCGGCCCUUGGUGGCGGCAGCGCCUUCGGCAAGCCUUCGGGUCUUGGACAGACGGCAGGAAGUGGCUUCGGCCAGCCCUCAGCCCUGGGCCAGUCAGCCAGUCCCUUUGGUGCUCCCAGUUUUGGUCAACCGGCCCAGCCCUCCCAACCUGCGCCGUCUGGUGGCUUUGGUCAGCCUUCGCAGCUAGGCGCGAAGCCAAACCCGUUUGCCUCCGGCAGUACUGCGCCCUCUUCCAGUCCCUUCGGAGCGCCUGGUGGAGCGGGUAGCAACCCGAGCCCCUUCGCAGCUGCGCCGACCGCCAGCAGCAAUCCCUUCGCACAGCCAGCGCAGCAGUCGGCCACGCCCGAAGUGUCCAUGGACGCAUCUGGCCCUUCGGUGGCCCCGAAUCCUUUUGCACAAGCAGGUCAACCAGCAGCAGCUCCAGCAAACCCAUUUGGCCAGCCGGCGCAACCUGCGGCAUCGAACCCCUUUGCCCAGACAACGCGAGCAAGCAAUGGCUUCGCGGCAGCGGCCCAGAAGCCUGCAGGCGUGGCCCCGGGAGGCGCCAAUCCGUACGGGCCAAACGCGACCAGGCAGCACCCGCCUUACGACAGCUACGCCAGAAAGGCAUCGUCGGGCCACCUGUUGUCGUUCAAGGGCAAGCAGAUCACAUAUAAGGAGAUGGGGGAGAAGGGAGAGGCGCCGAAGCAGGUGCCGGGCAUUCAGAACUUUGACCGCAGCUGGACCAAGAUCUGGUUCCCGGAUGGCCCUCCGCCGUACUACAAGGACACGGAGCCUAGUCGGGAAUACACGGACGGAGAGAAGGCAGCAUACGAGCAGUUCGUCUCCACCGGCCGGUUCACCCUCGCGGGUGCCGGCGGUCAUGGCAUGCCCGAGGCGCCGCCAAUGAGGGAGUACUGCACAUGGGACCUGUGA
Diaporthe citri is the source of this 2169-nucleotide messenger RNA. RefSeq lists its product as uncharacterized. The coding region runs from base 1 to 2169 and encodes 722 amino acids. Lineage: Eukaryota; Fungi; Ascomycota; Sordariomycetes; Diaporthales; Diaporthaceae. The transcript has 2 exons. The record is from RefSeq and is a predicted model, not a curated record.